ACUCAGGACAACCAAAGUACACCAGCUCUGCAGUUAUAGUGUACAGAGUUUGACAAACAAGGUUUCAGAAUGUCUGACGCCGUCAUGGCAGAGUUUGGGUCUGCCGCUUCCUUCCUGCGUAAGUCAGAGAAGGAGCGUCUGGAGGCCCAAACUCGUCCGUUCGACAUGAAGAAGGAAUGCUUUGUGCCUGAUCCUGAGGUUGAGUACGUCAAAGCCUCCAUCACCAGUAGAGACGGUGACAAGGUCACUGUUGAAACUGAAUUUGGAAAGACUCUGACUUUCAAGGAGGUGGAUGUUCAUCCUCAGAACCCGCCAAAGUUUGAUAAAAUUGAGGACAUGGCGAUGUUCACCUUCCUGCACGAGCCAGCCGUGCUGUUUAACCUCAAAGAGCGUUACGCAGCCUGGAUGAUCUACACCUAUUCAGGGCUGUUCUGUGUCACGGUGAACCCCUACAAGUGGCUUCCAGUGUACGAUGCCUCUGUGGUCAAAGCCUACAGAGGAAAGAAGAGGACUGAAGCUCCUCCUCACAUCUUCUCCAUCUCUGACAACGCCUACCAAUACAUGCUGUCAGACAGAGAGAACCAGUCUGUCCUGAUCACUGGAGAAUCCGGUGCUGGAAAGACUGUGAACACCAAAAGAGUCAUCCAGUACUUUGCCAGCAUUGCUGCUGUAUCUGGGAAAAAAGAUGCAGCUUCUGAGAAGAAGGGUACUCUGGAGGAUCAAAUCAUCCAAGCUAACCCUGCCCUGGAGGCCUUUGGCAAUGCCAAGACCAUCAGAAAUGACAACUCCUCCCGAUUCGGUAAAUUCAUCCGAAUUCACUUUGGUGUAAGUGGAAAAUUGGCUUCUGCAGAUGUUGAAACUUAUCUGCUGGAGAAGUCUCGUGUCACUUAUCAGCUCAAGGCUGAGAGAGACUACCACAUCUUCUACCAGAUCCUGUCUCAGAAGAAACCAGAACUGCUAGAGAUGCUGCUCAUCACCAACAACCCUUACGACUACGCCUACAUCUCCCAAGGAGAGACACAAGUGACAUCCAUUGAUGAUGCCGAAGAGCUGAUAGCCACUGACGAAGCGUUUGAUGUGUUGGGCUUCACUGCGGAUGAAAAGGCAGGCAUCUACAAGCUGACUGGUGCGGUCAUGCACUACGGCAACAUGAAGUUCAAGCAGAAGCAGCGAGAGGAACAGGCAGAGGCUGAUGGGACUGAGGAUGCUGACAAAGUCGCAUAUCUGAUGGGUCUGAACUCUGCUGAUCUCAUCAAGGGUUUGUGCCACCCAAGAGUCAAAGUAGGAAAUGAGUGGGUCACCAAGGGACAGAGUGUCCAACAGGUGUACUACUCUAUUGGUGCUCUGGCAAAGUCAGUGUACGAGAAGAUGUUCCUCUGGAUGGUUGUGAGAAUCAACCAAUCCCUGGACACCAAACAGCCUCGUCAGUACUUCAUUGGUGUGCUGGACAUUGCUGGAUUUGAGAUCUUUGAUUUCAACACCUUUGAGCAGCUGUGCAUCAACUUCACUAAUGAGAAGCUGCAGCAGUUCUUCAACCACCACAUGUUUGUGCUGGAGCAAGAGGAAUACAAGAAGGAGGGCAUUGAGUGGGAGUUCAUUGACUUUGGCAUGGACUUAGCGGCUUGUAUUGAGUUAAUUGAGAAGCCUAUGGGUAUCAUGUCCAUCCUUGAAGAGGAGUGCAUGUUCCCUAAAGCCAGUGAUGCAACAUUCAAAGCUAAGCUUUAUGACAACCAUUUGGGGAAGAAUCCUACUUUCCAGAAGCCCAGGAUUGUCAAGGGUAAACCAGAGGCGCAUUUCUCCCUGGUUCACUACGCUGGCACUGUGGACUACAACAUUUCAAACUGGCUGGUGAAGAACAAGGACCCUCUCAAUGAGACUGUGGUUGGACUCUUCCAAAAGUCUACUGUGAAGCUGCUGUCGUUCCUGUUUGCUGGAUAUUCUGGGGCAGACUCAUCCCAAGAUGCCAAGGGAGGUAAAGGAGGUGGCAAAAAGAAGGGUUCGUCUUUCCAGACUGUGUCGGCCCUUCAUAGGGAGAACCUGAACAAGCUGAUGACCAACUUGAGGUCAACUCACCCUCACUUUGUGCGUUGCCUGAUCCCCAAUGAGACUAAGACUCCUGGGGCGAUGGAGAAUCCUCUGGUCAUGCACCAGCUGCGCUGUAACGGUGUGCUGGAGGGCAUCAGAAUCUGCAGAAAGGGCUUCCCCAACAGGAUCCUGUAUGGAGAUUUCAAGCAGAGAUACCGUAUUCUGAAUCCAUCUGCUAUCCCCGAGGGUCAGUUCAUUGACAACAAGAAAGCUGCUGAGAAACUGCUGGGCUCACUGGACCUUGACCACAGCCAGUACAAGCUAGGACAUACUAAGGUGUUCUUCAAAGCUGGUCUCCUGGGUACUCUUGAAGAGUUAAGAGAUGACCGUCUUGCUCUCAUCAUUACUGGGAUUCAAGCAAGAGCUCGCGGUAUUCUCUCAAGAAUUGAGUUCCAGAAAAUUGUUGAGCGCAGAGAUUCUUUGUUGGUGAUCCAGUGGAAUGUACGUGCCUUCAUGGGUGUCAAGAAUUGGCCCUGGAUGAAGCUCUACUUCAAGAUUAAGCCUCUGCUGAAAUCUGCCGAGACUGAGAAAGAAAUGGCCAACAUGAAGGAAGAAUUCACCAAGUUGAAGGAGGCUUAUGCAAAAUCUGAAGCCCGCAAAAAAGAACUUGAGGAAAAGAUGGUUUCUCUUCUCCAAGAGAAGAAUGACCUUCAACUUGCAAUGCAGUCUGAGCAAGAUAAUCUUUGCGAUGCUGAGGAGAGAUGUGAGGGCCUGAUCAAGAGCAAGAUCCAGCUUGAAGCCAAAGUCAAAGAGCUGACCGAGAGACUGGAAGAUGAAGAAGAAAUGAAUGCUGAGUUGGUUGCAAAGAAACGAAAGCUGGAGGAUGAAUGUUCUGAGCUCAAGAAGGACAUUGAUGAUCUUGAACUCACUCUGGCCAAAGUGGAGAAAGAGAAACAUGCAACUGAGAACAAGGUUAAAAAUCUCACUGAGGAAAUGUCAGCACUUGAUGAAAUCAUUGCUAAGCUGACCAAGGAGAAGAAAGCUCUGCAGGAGGCCCAUCAGCAAACGCUGGAUGAUCUCCAGAGUGAGGAAGACAAAGUCAACACACUCACCAAAGCCAAAGCCAAGCUGGAGCAACAAGUGGACGAUCUUGAGGGAUCCUUGGAGCAAGAAAAGAAGCUGCGCAUGGAUCUUGAGAGAGUAAAGAGAAAGCUGGAGGGCGAUUUAAAAUUGACCCAGGAGAGCAUUAUGGACUUGGAAAAUGAUAAACAGCAACUGGACGAGAAGCUGAAGAAGAAGGACUUUGAAAUGGCCCAACUCAACAGCAAAAUUGAGGAUGAACAGGCUCUUGGUGCCCAGCUCCAGAAGAAACUGAAGGAGCUGCAGGCUCGUAUUGAAGAGCUUGAGGAGGAGCUGGAGGCUGAGAGAGCCGCUCGAGCCAAAGUUGAGAAACAGAGAGCUGAUCUGUCCAGAGAACUGGAGGAGAUCAGUGAGAGGCUGGAGGAGGCUGGUGGAGCCACUGCUGCCCAGAUUGAGAUGAACAAGAAACGUGAAGCUGAGUUCCAGAAGCUGCGUAGAGAUCUUGAAGAGUCCACUCUACAACAUGAAGCCACCGCUGCUACACUGAGGAAGAAACAUGCCGACAGUGUGGCUGAUCUGGGAGAACAGAUUGACAACCUUCAGAGAGUGAAGCAGAAGCUGGAGAAAGAGAAGAGUGAACUGAAGUUAGAGCUUGAUGAUGUGGUCUCCAACAUGGAGCAGACUGUCAAGUCAAAGAGCAACUUGGAGAAAAUGUGCAGAACUCUGGAAGACCAGAUGAGUGAGUACAGAACCAAAGCUGAGGAAGGCCAGCGUACUAUCAAUGAUUUCACCAUGCAAAAAGCCAAGCUGCAAACUGAGAAUGGUGAACUGUCUAGACAGGUAGAGGAGAAAGACUCUCUGGUGUCUCAGCUGACUAGAGGCAAGCAGUCCUACACUCAGCAGAUUGAAGACCUCAAGAGACAACUAGAGGAGGAAGUCAAGGCUAAGAAUGCCCUGGCCCAUGCAGUUCAAUCUGCUCGUCAUGACUCUGAUCUGCUGAGGGAGCAGUUUGAGGAGGAGCAGGAAGCUAAAGCUGAGCUGCAGCGGAGUCUGUCCAAGGCAAACUCUGAGGUGGCUCAGUGGAGAACCAAGUAUGAAACUGAUGCCAUCCAGAGGACUGAGGAGCUGGAGGAUGCCAAGAAGAAGCUGGCUCAGCGUCUGCAAGAUGCAGAAGAAGCUGUGGAAGCCGUCAAUGCCAAAUGCUCCUCACUGGAGAAGACCAAACACAGGCUGCAGAAUGAGAUUGAAGAUCUCAUGGUGGAUGUGGAGAGAUCCAAUGCUGCUGCCGCUGCUCUGGACAAGAAGCAAAGAAACUUUGACAAGGUCCUGGCUGAGUGGAAGCAAAAGUAUGAGGAGUCUCAGAGUGAACUAGAAAGUGUCCAGAAAGAGUCUAGAUCUCUGAGCACUGAACUCUUCAAACUGAAGAACUCCUAUGAAGAGGUUCUGGAUCAACUUGAGACCAUGAAGAGAGAGAACAAGAACCUCCAAGAGGAAAUCUCUGACCUCACUGAGCAACUUGGGGAGUCAGGAAAAAGCAUCCAUGAGUUGGAGAAAAUUAGAAAGCAGCUGGAGCAGGAAAAAGCAGAGAUCCAGACAGCCUUGGAGGAGGCUGAGGGCUCACUUGAACAUGAAGAAGGCAAGAUACUUAGAGCUCAACUGGAGUUCAAUCAAGUAAAGGCUGAUAUUGAACGCAAACUGACGGAGAAAGAUGAAGAGAUGGAGCAAGCCAAGAGGAACCAGCAGAGAAUGGUUGAUACUCUGCAGAGCUCACUGGAAUCAGAGACUCGCAGCAGGAAUGAAGCUCUCAGACUGAAGAAGAAGAUGGAGGGAGACCUCAAUGAGAUGGAGAUUCAGCUCAGCCAGGCUAACAGACAGGCAUCAGAAGCCCAGAAGCAACUCAAGGGUCUUCAUGGACAUCUCAAGGAUGCCCAAAUGCAGCUGGAUGACGCUCUGCGUGGUAAUGAUGAUCUCAAAGAGAACAUCGCCAUCGUGGAGAGACGAAACAAUCUGCUGCAGGCUGAACUGGAUGAGCUGAGAUCUCUGGUGGAACAGACUGAGAGAGGAAGGAAACUGGCUGAGCAGGAACUGCUGGACGUCAGUGAGAGAGUCCAGCUCCUGCAUUCUCAGAACACCAGCCUGCUGAAUCAGAAGAAGAAGCUGGAGGGAGAUAAUACUCAGCUUCAGACUGAGGUUGAGGAGGCAGUGCAGGAGUGCAGGAACGCUGAGGAAAAAGCCAAGAAGGCCAUCACUGAUGCUGCCAUGAUGGCAGAAGAGCUGAAGAAGGAGCAGGACACCAGCGCUCAUCUGGAGCGCAUGAAGAAGAACAUGGAGCAGACCAUCAAGGACCUGCAGCACCGUCUGGAUGAAGCUGAGCAGAUCGCCAUGAAGGGAGGCAAGAAGCAGGUCCAGAAACUGGAAGCCAGGGUGAGAGAGCUGGAAAAUGAGGUGGAGCUGGAACAGAGAAAGGCGAGCGAGUCUGUGAAAGGAGUCCGUAAAUAUGAGAGACGCAUCAAGGAGCUCACCUACCAGACUGAGGAAGACCGUAAGAAUCUGGCACGUCUUCAGGAUCUGGUGGACAAACUCCAGCUGAAGGUCAAGUCCUACAAGAGAGCUGCUGAGGAGGCGGAGGAACAGGCGAAUGCUAACCUGGGCAAGUUCCGUAAGAUUCAGCAUGAGCUGGAUGAAGCGGAGGAGAGGGCAGAUAUUGCCGAAUCUCAGGUCAACAAGAUGAGAGCCAAGAGCCGCGAUUCAGGACCCAAGAAAGGACAUGAUGAAGAGUAAUGCUCCACUAUAAAACUUAUUUUUGCUGUGAAACCACAUGCAUGUAUUGGUUCUGUUAAAGCAAUAAAAACUGCAAUUCUGAA
Messenger RNA from Carassius gibelio (silver crucian carp), 5969 nucleotides. It is a transcript of the gene smyhc1, whose product is annotated as slow myosin heavy chain 1. The transcript has 39 exons. Gene Ontology annotation, cellular component: myosin complex. The record is from RefSeq and is a predicted model, not a curated record. Gene Ontology annotation, molecular function: actin filament binding; ATP binding; cytoskeletal motor activity. Bases 70 to 5886 code for a protein of 1938 amino acids. Lineage: Eukaryota; Metazoa; Chordata; Actinopteri; Cypriniformes; Cyprinidae.